CUCCAAUGUAUACCACAGAGCACUUGGAUCACUAAUACGAUGGCGGUUGAGGCAGAUAAGUUCAUGUGCGCUAACGUCCAGUGACACGAACGAUCUGAGGCACUUCUCCUUCUCUAGCAAUAUGGGCUGCGUUCCGAUAUUCACUUCCAGUACUGGAAAUCUAUAGCACAUGUGAUGUGAGGUAUAGAUUUUUAGUACUGACAGUGAAUAUCGGAACGAAGCCAUGGAUCCGCUCGAAAAUUUGUUUGCUGGUAUUAAUGAUUUAUUUGGAAUAGAUGAGAACGAUGACGAAAUAGAGAAUAUCGCUGUUAAUGCAAUUGUUGAAAUGAUAGAAGGUUUUGCUCAAAGAAGACACAGGACAUGUGUAACCAACUACAUUGAAAAUAUAGUACCAACGUAUACAGAUAGAGACUUUGUUAUGCAUUAUCGUUUAAAAAGAACGNUUUUCAUGAGUUUAGUAGAAAAAUUUAGCCAUUGGCCAUAUUUUAGAAAUUUGGGAAGACAUGGAGGAUUUGAAGUAAUUUCAGCCGAAAAACACAUUCUCACCUUUCUNUGGUUUGCUGGGCACCAAAGUGCAAGCUUUAGGGAUGUAGCUGAUAGAUUCGAUCUUUCUCUCAGUACUCUCGAAUCGGUGCUACGGAGGGUCACACAAUUUUUAUAUGAUGUAAGGAAUGAAUUUAUUCGAUAUCCGACUGAGAUGGAGAAGCAAAGAACGCAGAGAUACUAUUUAGAAAAUAAAGGUUUUCCAGGAAUAAUCGGAUGUAUUGAUGGCUCACAUAUCCGUAUUGACAAACCUUCCGAAGAUCCAGUAGCCUACAUUAACAGAAAACGUUAUUUUUCUGUACAUAUGCAGGGAGCAGUUAAUGAGCAAAAAAAAUUCUUAGAUGUAUUUAUCGGAUAUCCUGGCUCAGUGCACGAUGCAAGAGCAUUUGCAAAUUCUAGCUUGGCUGAAGACUUGCCAGCACUUUGUCAAAAUGGAAGCAUAUUUCUUGCAGACGCUGCAUACCCAUGCCUUCUCCAAUUAAUUACUCCAUAUCGGGAUAACGGACAUUUAACGCAGGCUCAAAGAAAUUUUAAUCGCAUACACAGUCAAUGCAGAGUUUCUGUGGAACAUGGAUUUGGGGUGCUGAAACAGCGUUUCAGGCAGCUAUAUUUUCUUAAACUGAGGAACAUGCAGUUCAUCGUCAAAUUCAUUCUCGCUUGCUGCGUCCUUCACAAUAUGGCUGAUUUAGAUGAUUUGCAGCACAUGGAACAACUUGAAGAUGACGACUAUAUCGAUGUGAACGCGCAAGCGUUGUUACAUCAUGUCCCGGCAGCAGAUGGAGAUGAAAAUCCAAUUGAUGAUCGACGUGGUAAAGAUUUUAGAGACGAAUUGUGCCGACAAUUAUUUCAAAGGCAAAUCAACGAAUAAGAGAAUAUUCAUAACAAACUUGCAUAACUACAUAAUGUCUAUGCAUUAUCAUAAUUGUGUUAAUUAUUUUUUCAUAAAAAAAAGUAAGCAAUUGAUUGACUAAGUUUUAUUUAUACAUGUAUUAUGAGCUUAUGCAAAUUGGUUUAGAUAUAUCCCUAAAAAGUAACGAGAUGAUUAACUCUCCUAAUAAGUAUUUUUUUGUCAAAUUAUAUAGCUAAGUUAAAAUGUGUUCUCACAUUUGAUUUUUAUUUCGUGCGUGUACAUAUAAUUUUAUUUAUUUUGUAGCACCAUGAAGUAUUAUUUUAGUGAUUAUGAAGCUUAAUUAUUAAGAUUAUAAGUUUAAAAAAUAGAAUAAAAAACACUUAAAUGUUAAGUUCCAAUGUUAAUGUUUUAUUCUUUGUAUAUUUUAUGUCUAAAUAAUAGAAAAUUGUUCAAAGUUACAUCUACGAAUCAGUCUGGUUUAAUCUCAUAUAUCCUAGUUUUUUAUAAAAAUAUGUGUAGAAAAAUACAAUACAUAAAUGCAUAAUGUAAAACAGUACAUGUUUUAUAUAGCAUACAGUUACUUCAUUGAUGAUUAACAAAAAAUGUAACAGUUUUGAUCUUCGAUCGCUAGCUGAUUGUUUACUCUGCAAGUUAUGCUGUUUUAAAAACUCAACAAAUAAACGCAGUUUGCGCUUUUGCAAAGCUUAACACAAAACUUUGUCUAUCAAUACCAACAAAAAAUAAACAACAGAAAAUAUAUCAAAUUUACACAGCGAAUUUCAUUUAAAAAAUCGCACUCAGUGCGACUUUGAUAGCCUGUACAAAUGGCAUUCACUGUUAAUGAAAAGAUAAACUAAAAAUUAUUUCAACGUAAAAAAAACUUCAAACAAAAUAAACAUUUUCAUAA
Pseudomyrmex gracilis is the source of this 2300-nucleotide messenger RNA. RefSeq names its product putative nuclease HARBI1. Lineage: Eukaryota; Metazoa; Arthropoda; Insecta; Hymenoptera; Formicidae. The record is from RefSeq and is a predicted model, not a curated record. Bases 224 to 1411 code for a protein of 395 amino acids. The transcript is spliced from 6 exons.